AUUUUUGAGGACACAGUUCGCUAAGAUAUCAUUAUGGCUAUCUGGUCUGUGCUUUUGUCAACUGUGUUGGUUGUUAGUCUUUCCUUUGCCGAUACCUUAGAUGAUAAGAAAUGCCAGUCUGGUGUGACCUUUCACGGCGAUACAGCUGACAAAAUUAUAGAACUACUUUCCAAUAGUGGUGGUAGUAAACAAAACGGGAAGUCCAAUUACAACAAUGAAAGGCCGGGAAAAGAUAAAGGACCAUGUUCCGGUGUGACCUUUCACGGCGAUACAGCUGACACAAUUGUAGAACUACUUUCCAAUAGUGGUGGUAGUAAACAAAACAGGAAGUCCAAUUACAGCAAUGAAAAGCCGGAAAAAGUUAAAGGUUCAUGUUCAGUCAAAAGACCAUCGGACUGUGGUGACUUAGAUAAAUCUACUUGUAAAAGUGGAAUCUACCAGAUUUACCCUGAAAAGACUUCCAGUUUCAAAGUUUUUUGUGAAAUGGAGAAGAAUGGAGGGGGUUGGACAGUAUUCCAGCGAAGGAUGAAUGGAAAAAUCAAUUUCUUUAGAAAAUGGGAAUCGUAUAAAACUGGAUUUGGAAAUUUGAAUGGAGAACAUUGGUUAGGAAACGAUCACUUGCAUCAGCUGACUUCACAAAGAAGGUACACGCUUCGGAUAGACAUGUCCGACUUUGAAAACAAUAACAGACAUGCUGUCUAUAGCAAAUUUUUUGUUGGAAGUGAAAGCGCAGGAUAUAAAUUAGAUAUCUCUGGUUACUCUGGGGACGCAGGUGAUUCUAUGAAUGUGCAUCAAAAUGGAAAGAAAUUUACAACGAUUGAUAAAGAUCAAGACGCACAUGGCGAAAACUGCGCCAAAUAUUAUAAGGGUGGCUGGUGGUAUGGCGCAUGUCACCAAUGCAACUUGAAUGGCCUCUAUCUGAAAGGAAGCAGCACGUAUGGUGAAGGAAUUAACUGGUAUACAUGGAAGGGUCUUAAAUACUCACUAAAGACAACAACUAUGAUGAUUCGAAGAUCAUAAACUGAUAUACAUAUUUCAAGAAAAUUAAA
Molecule: messenger RNA, 1049 nt
Organism: Mytilus trossulus (common blue mussel)
Lineage: Eukaryota; Metazoa; Mollusca; Bivalvia; Mytilida; Mytilidae
Product: microfibril-associated glycoprotein 4-like
Exons: 7
Coding region: 34-1020 (328 amino acids)
Source: RefSeq, a predicted model, not a curated record